AUGUCAUUUUGGCCAUUCACAAACGCAUUGAGUAGCAACAACGUGCUACAGAAAUUUAUAGACUCCAUCCAGGACUUCAGUGCAGUGCAAGUUGACGACUUCCUAGCGGAUCCCAUACUUCUGCAGGAACUCUUGAAUGAGCUUAACAACGUCAAGGGGAACUACAAUUCCAAAUCCGGAUCAAACUUCCAGUUCCUGCAAUUGAACUCGAAUGAGCCCCAGGAUGCAACUAAUAAAGCAAAUGCAGGUUUGGACAAUGCAUCUUUGGGCUCAUCAUCUACCAACGAACCUACAACCACAGGAACCAAGGAAAGCAAGGGUACCAAACUAAUAGAGCUCUUGAUCCAACCUCAUAUUUUGAGUGGAUUGAUUGAAUAUUUAAUAAAAAGCGUUGAUUUCUUUCAUGAACAGAGUCUCAAGGAAGAGGAUAACUUGAAGAAGCUAUUAUCUGAAAACGGAUCAAAGAUAGAUGUGGAUGAAGUGGAUGAACUUGACGAGGAUAAGAAAGAGGAAGAGGACGAGGAUGAAACUCCCGAUGAAAAGUUCCGCCGUUGUGUUCAAACGGCAUCUGAUGUAUUAUCUAUAGACUUGUGGAUCAUUCUGAAUAGAAUUAUAGAAACUCCGGCCAUCAUGAGUAAAUUAUGGCUGAUUUUACAAAUGGACCAUUUGCAAGAAAAUUCCCCCACGGUGGCGUUUUUGGUUCGUAUUUUGGAUCAAUUGAUGGACACCAAUAGUAUAGAAUUGUUGAACUUCGUUAGAAGACAGAAGGAUUUGGUUGAUUCGUUUCUCGGGAAAAUCGAAAUACCCAUGUUGAUGGAUUUCUUUUUCCGAGUUAUCCAAACCGACAAGGCCGAUUCUCCUACUGGUAUAUUGGAAACAAUCGCUCUGCAAGAUAUAAUCAUCAAAUUGAUAGAAAUACUAAAACCACAGCCUUCUCAGUUUGCUCAAGAGUAUAACAUACCCAAUCAUGAUUUAUUUUUCAAGCAAACCGCAGCCACCGAUUUCUUGAAAGCAUUGGUGACAAUUUCGUCCAAUGCUGCUUUGGCAGUUGUGUUGGAGACAAAUAUAGGCCCAAAUCAAUUGACUCGAGAAUUGGUGUCACCCAAGAUCAUCAACACCAUGAUUUCCGAGAUUAUGUUGGUUAAGGUCAAAGAUGAAAACGGUAAAAUGCAAACCAACAAGCAUGGUAUUAACAAUUGUGUUAGUAUCAUCAUAGAAUUAAUUCGAAAGAACAAUUCCGAUUAUGAUCUCAAUUGUGGCAGUUAUAGUUCCUUACUUCAAAAUGGAGAAGGCGGACCAGGGGAAAUUAAUGCAUAUGUUAUGUUUCAAUGGUUGAAAGAUUUUGAACAAAACCCUCCAGGACCAAGAGAUCCAAUAUAUUUAGGAGAUAUGUUGUCGAUAUUUUCCGACAAUUUAGAAAAGUUUGAAGAAUUGGUCAAGAUGGAACCAAUCCCCCCACAAAAUGUUAAGACGGAGAUAUUGGGAUUUACCAGAUUCAAGGUGUCUGAAUUAGUAGCGGAAUUAUUACACUGUUCCAAUAUGAUUUUACUUAAUUCAAAAAAGAUUCGGAAAAUUAUUAGCAUAAGAGAUCAAGUAAGAUUGCAACAACACAAACGCUUGAAAAAGGCCUUAGAUGAUCCAAUUUCGUUUCCUGAAACCGACGAUAUGGCCAUGCAUGACGUUACGACUAGCUUGGAUGAUGUUUCGCUUGAUGACAUCCAUUUUGAACUGGAUCAACUUGAUAAAAAUAGUGAUUAUAAAAAACUCAUUGAAUCAUUGGAAAAUGCCGAUGAUUCCGAGGAUGAAGAACCAUCCAUAUCACCUGAGAAUCCAUUUGUAUGUACCGAAAGAGAUACCACAAUAAGACUGAAUCCAUGUGUUGGUGAUUAUUUUAAAAUUAAGUUGAUUGAUCUGGGAAUCUUGCUUGAAAUCGUCACCAUGUUCACCAAAUAUCCCUGGAAUAACUUCUUUCAUAAUGUUGUGUUUGACUUAAUUCAACAGAUAUUCAAUGGGAAACUCAAUUCGUAUAAUUCUUUCCUAAUUGUUGAGCUUUUCAAGGAAAACAAGUGUGAUUUGACUGAUCUCAUAGUUUCUGCAUAUAAACAAGACAACAAGCCUAGACCAGGAUACAUGGGGCAUCUCAUAUUAGUCAGUGAAGAAGUGGUCAAGUUUACUUCGUUAUACAAGCCUGAUUUAAUUUCGCCCAUUAUUGUCAAGGCUAUCCAAUCCGAUGGAUGGACUUGGUUCAUUAAUGAUAUUUUGUUAAAAACUAGAGAAGUGUAUAAUGUGAUCUUAGGAGCCGAGCAAGAAGAGGACGACGAGACGCAAGAAUAUGGAUUUGAUUCUUCUACGGUGGGAUACUUGGACAUGGAGGAUCAACCUAAAAAGGCAAUUAUAUUAGGAGAUGCUACAAACCAUGAUGCAUUCAUUCAGGAGACACCUGAGGAUGAAGAUGAUGUCAUGGGAAUCCCUGAGAUUGAAGGUUCCAAAGAUGCAAACACCGACAAUAAAGAAGGCAGCGAGUAUGCUGACACAUAUCAAGAAAACGAUUUUUUAGAUAAUUUAUCCGACUCGAGUUCAGACGAAGAAGAAACAGAAGAGCACGAUAACGAAUUGAGAAGAGUACCUAAGCACAGUCACUAA
Messenger RNA from Spathaspora passalidarum NRRL Y-27907, 2643 nucleotides. RefSeq lists its product as uncharacterized. Gene Ontology annotation, molecular function: protein phosphatase binding; protein phosphatase regulator activity. The record is from RefSeq and is a predicted model, not a curated record. Gene Ontology annotation, cellular component: nucleus; cytosol. The coding region runs from base 1 to 2643 and encodes 880 amino acids. NCBI's taxonomy places the organism in Eukaryota, Fungi, Ascomycota, Pichiomycetes, Serinales, Debaryomycetaceae. The transcript has a single exon.